AAGAUUUAAAAAGUAAAGUUCUCAGUUUUCAUUUUAGUCCUUCUCAAAACAAGCAGAGAACUAAAUGUUGAACAACGAUCAAGAUCCAUGGCUAGCACCAGACAAGCUUUAUCACAUCCUUUUCUGUCUCUCCCUUACACUGUUCUUCUCCAAAUUAGCCUCUUUGACACGUUAUUCCUUUCUACAUAAGUACUCUAUUCAAAUCGGAUCCAUACUCUCUCUAGCCGCCGGCGCCGCUAAGGAGGCUGCUGACCACUUCGGAUUCUUCCCCUCUGCCGGUGCCUCGUUUAGGGAUGCAGUAGCUGAUCUUGUUGGUGUGUUAAUAGCUGCAUUUGCACUCUCAAUUUGUAGAAAACGGGUUGGGUCAGAGUCGGUUCAUAGUCAGACCCGACGGGUUUUGCCCGUUUGAGUUGUUGAUUAAAGAUAAUUGUUUUGUGGGUUGUGAUAAUUCUGGGAGUAGAAUGGUUUUGUGGAGUUAAAUUCGUGAUUUGAAAGGGGAAAAUUUGGUGGGUUGGUGAAAAUGAGAAGGAAAAGAAUGGAGCUUUUGACUUUUGAGUUGUGCAAAUUUGGUGAUGACUUGUUUUUUUUUAUGGAGAUGGAAGUAGACCAGUUGAGCUAGGUAGCACGGACACGGGCUCAAAGAAAUGGGACACUUGGACACGGACACAGUGAAUAGUAUCCAAUGGAGUGCCUGUGCUACCUAGCUUCCCAGCAUUGCCUGCAGGUGUUGAAGGAAGUUGUAAGGUUUAGUAUUUGCUGUAAAUGCAUUUUAGUUGGAAAGUAACUGAAAUUUGGCACUCUUGUCACAUGGGCUUUAGAGGCAUUUAGCUUUAAUCUAUAAUUAUUGUUGGAGGUACUGGCAUCUGAUGUUGAUCAUAUUAGCUGUUUUCACUGUGUUCAAGCUUCAUUGAAAAGUUUGUAGUAAUAAAAGAUUCGACUAGCAACUUAGGGCUAGGGGUGUGUGUAUUCGGUUCAAACUGAAUCAAAUUAGAAUUUUGAUUUUAUACAAAAUUGAACCAGUUUGAUAAGAAUUUGAGAUAUUUCAGACCGAACUGUGCUGAAUCAGUCGGUUUGGUUGGUAUUUCAGUUUGGUUUGUGUCAAAAAUGAACUGUACUUUCAGUUUCAGAUUGGUUUGAGUAUUCAAUUUGGUUUGUUUUCUGCACUUGUUCUAUAAAUGCCACAAACAAGAGAAGAAGAAGUAAUGACAAGUAUUAUGGGGCAACGAAAUGGCUUUUCUAGGACCAUCUUUAUGGAAUCUCAGUAUGUGCUUUAGAUAAACAUUUGCAUAUAUGAUCGAUGCACAUCCUCAAUCUAUGCAUGAUUUAUCUCUCUUACAUGUAUAUGUAACUACAAACUAAUGUGCAGUGGUUUGACAUAAUUAAUUUCUUUCCUAAUGUAGGAUUAUCUGCACAUUAACCCGAAUUUCAGGAUUAUUUCUAUACAUCUACUGUUGGCGUUAGCGUUGGAUCACCUCCGGAAGCUCGUUGCCGUUGAAGGCAUUUCACGAGCAUCGCCAUUUUUGACCUCCGGCAAUUUGACAGCAGAAUAAGUUCCAGCUCCACACAAUGCGCCAAGAAUCGGGGCAGUAAGUACUAUGCAUAUACAUGGUGGGUUGUAUUCAAAUGCAUUGAGUGUGCUUUUCUGGAGAAAGAUGACCGACAUACCCGGCGAUUAGUAUGUUGAGCAUGACAGUAGCUCCGACCGCGAUUCCUGCCAACUCUCCCACCUGCAUGCAUGUGUUCAGGACUUUACUUUCAUUGAAGAAGAAGAAAAAGUGACUUUUUGUGAUUCAUUGAUGUAUAUGAAGAAGAAAAAAACAAUUCAGAGGUUAAAGAAUAUUAUGGAUCGUGUGAAUAUAUUAUUGUAUGUGUAGGUUUGAUAGUGAUCAUAGAAAAAUGGAUUUUUUAAAGCUA
Mercurialis annua (annual mercury) is the source of this 1914-nucleotide messenger RNA. RefSeq lists its product as uncharacterized. The transcript has 3 exons. The coding region runs from base 65 to 409 and encodes 114 amino acids. The record is from RefSeq and is a predicted model, not a curated record. NCBI's taxonomy places the organism in Eukaryota, Viridiplantae, Streptophyta, Magnoliopsida, Malpighiales, Euphorbiaceae.